Molecule: messenger RNA, 687 nt
Organism: Anopheles marshallii
Lineage: Eukaryota; Metazoa; Arthropoda; Insecta; Diptera; Culicidae
Product: sugar transporter SWEET1-like
Exons: 3
Coding region: 1-687 (228 amino acids)
Biological process (GO): carbohydrate transport
Cellular component (GO): membrane
Molecular function (GO): sugar transmembrane transporter activity
Source: RefSeq, a predicted model, not a curated record
AUGGAUUCGAUCGCCGUUGCGCUCCAACCGUACAAGGAUACGGUCGGAUUGACGGCGGCCAUCGUAACGGUGGUGCAGUUCUUCAGUGGAGUGUUGGCCUUGAACGAAAUUCGACGCCAGGGUAACACGAAGGGCUUUUCCGUGUUGCCCUUCCUUGGUUGCACCGUGUUCUGCCUGUUGAACAUACAGUUUGGCCAGAUGCUGCGGGACGACGGUAUGAUUCGGGUGAACUUUAUCGGGCUGGCGCUGAAUCUGCUGUACGUGUGUGGGUUCUAUCUGUACACGGACGGACCGCGGAAGACGGCCGUUUGGGGUCAGAUUGGGUUGGCCGGUGCGUUUACCGUUGGUGUCCUGUCGUACAUACAGUACGAAGAUCCGAAGCUGGUCGAAUUCCGUUUCGGUGUCAUUUUGACCGGAUUGUUGUGGAGUUUAGUCGGUAUGCCGCUGCUGGGAUUGAGUGACAUUCUGAAGAACAAAAGCACGGAAGGGCUUCCAUUCCCGAUCAUCUUUCUCGGUGCAGUUGUUUCCUUCUGCUGGCUACUGUACGGUAUCAUUCUGCGCAGCAACUUCCUAGUGGUACAAAAUCUGAUGGCGCUCGCGCUGAGUGCGGUACAGCUGUCGCUGUUUAUCAUCUUCCCAUCGGGGGCGGCCAAACCUCCGCCAAGCCCGGCCAAAAAGCGCAACUAA